Daktulosphaira vitifoliae (grape phylloxera) is the source of this 3385-nucleotide messenger RNA. RefSeq names its product gastrula zinc finger protein XlCGF57.1-like. NCBI's taxonomy places the organism in Eukaryota, Metazoa, Arthropoda, Insecta, Hemiptera, Phylloxeridae. Gene Ontology annotation, cellular component: nucleus. The coding region runs from base 388 to 2271 and encodes 627 amino acids. The record is from RefSeq and is a predicted model, not a curated record. Gene Ontology annotation, biological process: regulation of DNA-templated transcription. The transcript is spliced from 7 exons. Gene Ontology annotation, molecular function: DNA-binding transcription factor activity, RNA polymerase II-specific; zinc ion binding; RNA polymerase II cis-regulatory region sequence-specific DNA binding.
AUUCUCGGGGAAUUUUUUGGGUAGGGGCCGGUGGCAGCGAACCGUUUCAGGUGCCCGCGCCUUCAAGUCGACUAUCGAACCCUCCCCACCAAUUUUCAGUGCGCUGUGCUCUUCGGUCGUUGCCUGUGGGCUAUCGGAGUACAUCACUUUUCUCUUAAUGUUUUUUUCAUAGUUUGAAAUUUAUACAUGUUUUCCCUUUUUACAUAACAGUUUACUGCUGUUGUCGUAAAACUCUUUAGUAUUUGCUAACUGACUUCUAUGUAACCCGUUUCCGUGUCAAAAAUAUAUUUUGGGCAUCGUUUGUAAAAAAACCUUUGUCGUUGGAAUUAAUUACAUUCAUUCUCGCAAGUUUUAUUUAUUCACAAAUCCACCUAACAAACCAGCGUUAUGGCCGGCGACAGUGAUGAAGUGAUUAUUGUGUGCAGACUGUGUCGUGGUACGCCGGCUGAAUCAGAUUGGCAUCAAAUUUUACAAGUUACUAUAGAUGAUGACAAUGAAGACUGUAAUAAUGAUGAUCAAAGAGAUGACGAGACACGCCCCAGUAUUCGUGACACCAUCCUCAAAUACUUAGGAAUCGAGAUAUUGUUACAACUUGUUACUAUUAGCAAAGUGUUGGAGAAUGACAAUCAAUCAAAAAUUAUUUGUUCAAAAUGCCUGACUAUAUUAAAUAGAUGGGAUGUGUUUCACAAGAUUUGUUUAAAGAAUAAUGUAGAAAUGAAUCAGCUAAAUCAAGUGAACAAUAAAAAUGAAGAAGGAAAUGAAUCUACAAACAAUUUAGUAGUUGAAAUUAAUGAUGAAGAAGAUGAUACCAAAAUGUUUCCAUGUAAAGAAAACUUAGAAAGUAAUAAAAGUACAAAAAAAAUUUAUCUUGGUGAGCCAUCACCUGAAGACUAUGUAUUAAUGAAAGAAGAAACUUUUAAUUUGGACCCUUUAAAAAAUGGUUCCUCUGGUGUUUUGGGUGACUAUCUUGUAGAGUAUAAUAAUUGCAAGAAGCUACCAAGUGAAAUUAAUAAUGCUGAUAAAGAUAUUGUUGAUCAUUUACGAAUUAGAAGAGAAGUGCUACCACCUAUGUGGGAUGUAUUUGAAAAAACCAUUGAUAAAAUGAUAGCUGGUGAAGCAUGUCUACCAUUAGUUACCCAUAGACGAUAUAUAAUCAAUAAAGGUGCAUUUCCUUGUUCUUUAUGCGGGGAAUGUUAUGAAUUUGAUCAGGGUAUAUGUCGUGAUGAAGAAGAACCUCAACCUCCACCUGAAAUAGAAUCUCAACAACGUUUGUUUGUUUGUCCAACAUGUGGUAAAUCAUUUCCUCGACGUAGUUCAUGGAAAAGACAUCAAAUGACACAUGAAGAUGUUAAACCUUUUGUUUGCCGUAUCUGUACUAGUGGCUUCAAUCGUAAAGAACAUUUAAUGAGGCACAUGCUGUCCCAUAGUACUAUUCGACCAUUUCCAUGUGAAAAAUGUGGUAAACGUUUUAUACGAAAAGAACAUUUAGCCAGACAUCUUAUGUGCAUACCAAGUUGUCAUAGUUCUUCUGAUAUGCCAAGACCCUUUUGUUGUGAUAUUUGUAAACAGCGAUUUGUUCGAAAAGAACAUUUAUUUAGGCAUAGAAAACGAGCUCAUGAACAUGCUUUAACAUUAGAAAAUCCUUUAGAAGAAAAACCAUUUUCUUGUUGGCUUUGUGGUAAAUGUUUUACCCGUCAUGAGCAUUUACGAAAACAUCUAGAUAUGCACAACGGUAUAACUCCAUCAUCUUCAACAGCUUUACUUCCUGAAGUAACCCUUUCUGAAAUUAAAGUUGAAGAACCAGAUAUUAAAGUAGAGAAUCCAUCAGAUUCUGAAGAAGGAUCUGAUGUUCUACCACCAGUUAGUGUUUUAGAACUUAGUGAACAACAUACUGAACAAGUUAAACCUAAACCUAGUACUUUAUGUACAAUAUGUAAGAAAACAUUUUCUCGUCGAAGUCAUCUUCUUCGGCAUUUAAAGCGUAUUCAUAAAGUAGAACCAGUUUUAGCAAGACGAAGAGUUAAUAGAUCUGGUGAUGAAAAUGGUAACUCUAUUGAAGAAACUAAAUUUGAAUGUAGCACUUGUGGAAAGAAUUUUUCAAGACAAGCACAUCUGGAAAGACAUGAAAAAAAUUUACAUGGUGUAGAACGUACAAUGCCUGCUCCAUAUGAAUGUGUCACUUGCGGACAAGCAUUUUUUGACAGUAAUUUACUCAAUCAGCAUAUGGAAACCCAUGGGAACACUGUGACUGAUAAUUUUGUUUGGAUGUGAUAUGGUUUUAAUUAUUUAAGUUUUAAUUUGUCAUAAGGAUUGUUAAAUACCUGAUUACAAUAUGAUGAUUUUCUCUUUGUAAUUAUUAUUCAGCAUUAUUUUAAUUUUUGUGUAAAUAAUAACACAUAGUUAAAAAAUAUGUGAAGAAAAUUUUUGAUAUUUUACUUAAAAAAGACAUAAAAGUGUAUAGUUGUUUUCAAUAUGUACAUAUUAUUAGUUUUGUUAAUUUUGAUAAAACACUAAACAAUUUUAUUUUAUUCACUUAUCUACUGAAAAGAUAGAUAUAGUCUUGUUGUUUAUUUUUGAAAUUUUUAUUACAGGGUGAACUAAGUUAUAGUAUUACCCAUAAUCAUUUAUGAUAGAAUACCAUAUUAUUAAUUCAUUUAUUGAUUUAAUUAUUGUUACUUUGUUUUAUUAUUUUAUGUAUCAAUUUAAUUAUUUUGUGUUAAAUUAAUGUAUUGUACACAUCUAAACCUUGUUAUUUUUAUUGAGAAUUGGCUGGGUUCAUACAAAUUGUGUAUUCCUUUAAAGCCACUACUUAGUAAAUAGCAAAUAAAACUACAUUUAAUACAUAUUUGUUGUAUUUGGCAUAAUUUUUAUACUUGUUUGUAUAAAUCAAAUAUAAAAAUUCUGCCAAAUUCUGAAAAAAAAAUUACUACUUGUAUCAAAAAAUUAUACAACAAAAGAUUAAUAUCCUCUUUUUAGCUUUACCUAGUUACUUAAAAAUGAUUUUGGUGGAUGCAUACAUUUUUUGUUAGAUUUAAAAACAAAUUUAUGGAGAUGGUGGGUACCAGGUAGUUUUUUUUUAUAAAAUACAUAUUUGCUCAACUAUUACUCUAUACUAUAUAUAUUUAAAAAUAAUGAUACUAAAAUAUUUAAUUUUUAUUUUACAAUAUGUUUUUAUUCUUUUAAUAUAAUAGCACAUUUAAUACUUUAGUUGAGUUGUAAUUAUAAUGUAAUUUUUUUAUUACCACACUUAGUUCUUUUUUUCAUGAAUAAGCUUUUACUCUUAAGUUUUUAGUGGGUUUUAAUUUACCAUUUGUUUAAAACCAAUCUUGUUAAAACUUGUUAUUUUGUUAAAAAAAAAAUUAUAAUGACUGAAAAAUUUGAAUAA